GGAGCAGAUUUGGAGCUGGAAGCGCACCAGAUGAAAAGAGCUCAGUAAAAUACAUUAAAAGAUUCAAAGAAUUGAAUGUUUUCAGCGGGCUGCCCCCCGAGAGUGGAUAUAGCGGUCCCUCAUAUCGGGGCUCUCCAUUUACAUUAUUCAUACGGAGGAGGGUGUGACCUGUUGGCUGGUUUUUUUCUGUCUGUAUAAAACGAGAACUUCGCGUAAAAGAAAAUACAGAUGGAGAAGGCUAGCCGGCUCGCUGUGUCACAGAGAGUCCCCUUAAGCCUACGUGACAACUCACAUACUGUCCCUUUGUGACCAGCUUAAUCGGCAGAAUGCCCGAUGUCUGUGUGCUUUGUCUGGUUGCCGCGCUGGCUGCAUUCGCCCGGCUCGCCGGCACGGUGGGCCCCGUGGUUCGAUGUGAGCCGUGCGACGCCGGCGCGCUCCUGCAGUGCAAGCCGCUGCCGAAAGACUGCGUGGAGCGGGUCAAGGAGCCCGGCUGCGGCUGCUGCAUGACGUGCGCCCUCGGAGAGGGACAACCGUGUGGAGUGUACACAGCGCGCUGCGGCUCCGGCUUGACCUGUCGGCACCAGCCCGGGGAGAGCAGACCCCUGCAGGCUCUCCUGGAGGGACGGGGAGUGUGUUCGAGUCCCGCGUCCAAAAAACUGAACAGUGUUCUCAUGCCACCGCAAAAAGAAGAAAAUGCUGGAAAUCAGGUCGAAGACUCUGUCAAUGUCACCCAGACGAUUACAGUGCUGCCUGGCGUUGGAACUGUGAAGGAUGGACAUAGUCGGGGGUCGAUGGACACCAGGGCUCCUUUGCACAACAUAUUAAUCCAGAAGGAUGAGAACAGGAAGACCCAGAGCUACAAGGUGGAAUCAUUAUCAGGAGGAACCAAUAUGGAUGUGCAUAACUUCUCUGUGGAGAACAAGAGGGAGAAUGAGGGCCAUGUCGGCGGGAGAUGGAGAGCAUCCUUAACAGCCUUAAAAUCAGCAACGUGCUCAACCCUAGAGGCUUCCGCAUACCCAACUGUGACAGAAAGGGUUUCUACAAGAAAAAGCAGUGUCGUCCGUCCAAAGGCAGGAGGCGGGGCUACUGCUGGUGCGUGGACAAAUAUGGGCAGCCUCUCCCCGGCUACGAUGGCAGGCAGUGGGGCGAGAAGCAGUGCUACAACCUGGAGCGCAAAUGAGAGGAUGGAGGAACGACAAGUGGACGGAAAGGGGAAGACAGUGUAAUAUGGGGGAGGGAUGGGUGAGGGGGUGAGGGGGGCGAAAAAGAACGAGAUCCAACUGUGCUCUUGCAUUUAGUUUUAUGUAAACAUCUGAAGGAACUCUGGACCUCUGAUUUCAGGUCCUGCUUCUGUUGGAGGGAGGGGGGACUAGGGGAAGGUGAGGGGGAGGGGUAAAGGAUAGCGCACAGCCUUCUGUCCAUCACAGCUAUCUGUCCUGUGCUAGGGGGACCCACCUCUGUCCUUUCUUUAAAAUAAAAGUUUAAGCUGAAAGCUGGGGAGGGGAGGGGGACCCGUCAACUGCACUAUUCUUUUAGAGAGAGGAAGGAGGGAUUUUUCCACUCACUUUAAAGAGGACUUGUUUGUGACUGUGAUCUGCACCCCCACCUCUUAAAAAACCAACACCAUUGUUUGUUUGUUUGUUUGCGUUUGUGUGCCCGUCUGCCAGUGUGUAACUGCGCGUGUGUGUGGCUGUGUAACAUGCAUGCACAGCUGCAUGUCUGCAUGCAAGAGGUGUGUGAGUUUGUGUGUUUGUUUGUGUAAAUACUGCAUGUCACUAAACUCAGUUUAGAGAUGUCUGACUGCCCAUCCCCAGGCCCUGCUCCAUUAAACAAUGCAGAAAAAACAUAGCACUCUGGCUCAGGGUCCAUUAUUAAGUGAAGGAUUAUAGAAUAUUUGAUGGUAGGGCUUUAACUUUUUAGUGUAGCUCGGGGGGCGGCCUUGCUGUUUCUAGUUCCUUGUUACUAACCUGCAGGGCAAAGGGAUUGGAGGCAGUCCAUGCAGCCACAGUGCCUUAAAAACUAGCCUUUCAUUGCCUCCUCUUCAGCUUCAGCUCUUCCUCUUCUUCAGUAGCAUAAAGGAAUACUUCACUGAAAAGCUACCUUAUGAGUAUCGUGCUUGACAAUUUUAAGGCUUGCAUCUUUGAUGAGGAGAGCAGCUGUAACUAAACCAGUAUACACAAAGAUCCUGAUACAGUGCCAUGAAACUGUAUUUUCUCUUUCUCUUCUUCCUUUUUUUGUAUAUUUGCCAUACCUAAUUGUUUCAGGUCAUCAAAUGAAUUCUAAUAUUGGACACAGAUAGCCAAAGGAAAGACAAAAUGCAGUUUUCAAAUAAUGUUUUUGUUUAGCAAGGGGGAAAAAGCUGUCCAAACUUACCUGCAUCUGGUUGCAUUUCAAUGAUAUUGGAGAUGCGAACCUGAGUGCAGAAUUAUAAAAUUAGGAGCUGGCUAAGCUGAUCCCAAUUUUUUAUUUUCAGCCUUUUUCCAUUGUGGAAAACAAAAGUUUUCAAACUUUUCCAGGCCUUAAACCUGAUGCGUAUUCUCCCUCAUAGUAGUAAAUGUAUAAAAAUAAGGCUUUUAGGAAAACAGUGAAUAAAAAAAUCGCUUUUCUGAAAAAGACAAAAUUUGCAGUUCAGUAUUGAAUAUUACAUAAAAUAACCUUUAUAUAAAGUUUCUUUGAAUGGCAGAGAUGCAGAAAUGUGUGCAUGUAGCACAGAGCUCAGUGUCUAAGUGUCUUAAUGAGACUCAAUGUGCCUUGAAGCGAUUUAGAAUUCUAUCUUGUUUGAUCUGCUGCUCACCACAAACAAGCACAAACAAAAGUUUUGGAUUUUUAACUGUAUUUUCAUAAGUUUGACAGCUUUUCAUAUUGAUAAAAACCUCCCUUAUGGCCAUUCAUACUAAAAAAAAGUAAUUAUACAACAAACAAUUCAAUGAAAGAAAAGUUUCUGUCCAAAGAGUUGUGCUGACAGAUUUCUUUCAUUCUCACAGAUGAGAAACAAAGUCACUGAUAUCUAUUAGACCGGAAACAGUUACAAAGCCAUUUCUAAAGCUUUGAGACUAGAGUGAGAACCAUUAUCCACAAAUGGAGAAGUGGUACACCUUUCUAGCAGCAGCUCGAAUCAUUCAGGUCACAAUAGAAUUUAUAACAGCAUCUUAAAAACUACAGGCCUCAUUUGCCUCAGUUCAAGUCAAUGUUCAUGUUUCAACAAGAAGAAAGAAACUGGGCAAAAAUGGCAUCUAUGUGACAGUUUCAAGGUGAAUACCACUGCUGACCAAAAAGAACAAAAAGCCUGGCAAAACACAUCUUGACGGUCCCCAAGAUUUUUGAGAGAGGAAGAAAGACACACUUUGGAAAAUAUGAGUCAUGGUUCAUCUAGCAUUAAAUUAACACAGCAUUUCAUAAAAAGAACAUCAUACCAAUAGUCAAACACGGUGGGGUAGUGUGAUGGUCUGGGCUGCUUUGCAGCAUCAGGAUCUGGAUGACCUGCUGUAACUGAUGGAACCAGGAUUUCUGCUCUACUAGAAAAUCCUGAAUGAGAAUGUCGGGCCAUCAGUUUGUGCCUUGAGCCUGAAGGGCACUUGGGUAACGCAGCAAUACAAUGAUUAAAGGCACCCCAGCAAGUCCACCUCUGCAUGGCUCAAGAAAACAGUGGACUAGUCAAGGUCUAGUCUAAAUAAGAUGCUUUGGCGUGACCUUAAACAGACCAUUGAUGCUCGAAAACCAGGGCUAUCUCUGUCUAACAUUAAAAUUUGAUAAGUGUGAUUAAAAUGCAAAAUAACUAAAAAAAUCAGGAAAAAACAAAAAGUUUUCAUGGCACUGUAAACUUCUUAAACUGCUUUUGAAGCAAAGUCCAGUUCUUCAGGACACAUUUUAAGAGUGUAAGCUUAUAGUUCUACUGGAUGCUAAAGCUACGUUAUUAUUAUAUUACAUCUACAGAUGCUGCUUGGCCAUGGAAACCAUGCAAUGAAGCUCCUGGCAUACAGUUUUUGUUCUGUUAAUGUCACAGAAUAUGUAGGAGGGAAGAUUUUCUGACUCAGUAUAUAUUUUGUCUUGUCUCCCUCCCAUCACCACCAAGUGUUCACGGCAGAUGGCUGCUCCUUGGUUCUGCUCGAGGUAUCUUCCUCUUAAAAGGGAGUUUUCCUUUCCACUUUUGCCAAGUGCUUGCUCAUAUGGGGUCAUAUGAUUUUGGGGGUUUUCCCUGUAUUAUUGUUCGUUUUUUACCUUGGAGUAUAAAGCGCCUGAUGUGACUAUUGCUGUGAUUUGCAACAAUUGAAUUGAAUUGAAUUGAAUUGAAUUGAAUUGAAUUGAAUUGAAUUGAAUUGAAUUGAAUUGAAUUUCACCAGCUUGUGAAAAAACAUCCACUAAAUUGGCAUAAAAAGUGGAAGAAAAUGAUACUUUAUGAAGGUUGGUCAACUCUUUUGUUGAUGUGAAAAGCCACCCAAAGUGAAAAUGACAAUGGGAAUGAGCAGUGGAAAGACGGCUUAUGUAGCAACAGCAGGAAUGUUUAGUGGAAUUUUGCAUACUUUUUUGGUAACUGCAGCUGCCAAUCCCUGUAGCAAUAGCAAGUCACAAGCUCUUCAGAGUGUCCUGUCAUGCUAACAGGUUCACGUUUGAUAUCUGAAGACAUGUUUUCAGAGGAGUAUUAAGCACCUGCAUGCUGCUUUGCAAUUUUAGGGAUCACUUUGGCUAGAUUAACUUCUCAUCUUUCUUUUUGGUGCCCCUGCUGUUCUUGUCCUCAUCCAUGUCCCCCUUUGGCCUUCAGCCCCUCUGUCAUACAUCUUCUCACUGAGCCCAUCCAACCCUUCUUGUCUUCACCCCUACUGUUGGAAGGUUUGUCCUAUUCGUGUGCCUAAUUUCCUCUCUCCAGCACCCUGCCCACCUCCACUACUCCUCUCUUGUCAGUGAUGCAACCUGGUGUAGGUAUUUUUUUUAAUCGGGGUGAGCCCGGUAUCACUGGCUUGCAUUGCCACAGGUGCCAGCUGCCCCUCAUGCUUCAAGCACAAGCACUUAAAGCACUUUAGCUGCACUGCUACUUGUCAAUGCAUGCAGUUAAAGAUAAUUGGACCUAUCAGCAUCUGGAUUCCUUUCCUAGGUAAUGUCAGAUGAAAGAGUGUGAUACAGUUAGAAAAACAACAACAACAAAAAGCAAUACUAACCUAUGGAGGAGGAGAAAAAAAUGUAAGAAAGAAAGAAACAAAACUACACCAGGACUUCUGACAGCAAACUUAGAGAUCACCCCCUUUAGAAGUUUUCCAUUCAAUGCAACUAUUUCUUUUCUCUUUUCUUUUGGUUGUUGUUGUUGUUGUUGUUUCUUUGAAAAAACUUGCUUGUAUGAUCGUACGCCAACAAAUCUCCACAAGGUGGACACGGCACCAAAUAUGCAUUCACACAAGUGGUAGGGGGUCCGAGGGAGGAGGUGUGGUCCUCCCCGAGGAGCUUCCUGCCCUGAUGCUCUCCUGCGUCCUGUGUAAAGACUUGAAAAGUGGAGAGAGCGCCGACAAAGAAUGCUUGCCCAGUAGCUUGGUAGCAUAAAAAAAUCGGCUGUAAACUUCCUCUAACAGACAGCAACAUCUUAGAACCAGCCUGUUGGUGCUAUAUCCAAUCUAUUCAAAGACUUGAUGUUAAGGGGGAGGACACACAUAAAAAUAUGUUUAAGCUAUUCCCUCCCUAAUAUUUGUGUGUCUUUUUAUAUAUUAUUAUUAUUAUUAUUAUUAUUUCCUGGCCAGCUUUGUGUCUGACUAGACAUCAUGUACAGUACGUAAAAAUAAAAAAACCUUAUUUAUAUAAGAAAGAACUAUAAGCUGAUCCAAACUUCUUAUGAACACCAGUGACUCACCGAUUGCACAGCAAAAGUCUAUGAUUCAGUGUACUUUGGGGAAUAUAAUCACUAAUGAAUGUUUUCUUCUUUUUUUUAAUCAACCUUUUCCUUCUGUCGCUCUUUGGGUUGCUCUGUGCACAUCUACAUCAGUCAGACAUUCAGAUGCAUCCUUAUCGUAGUUCACUGCUUCUUAAGGCCAGUGAACCUCUCACCUCUCAGUAAGUCACUUCUCUCCAUGCACACCCAGCCAUCCUGCCCCAGUCUGUUAGAGCAGAGCCAGGGUCACACUUGUGUAUUGUCACCUUUUAUCUUUUCCUUUCUUGUUUUUGUUUUCUUCUUGCUGGUAAGACCUUUCUCUGUUCACGGGUAAAUGUAUUCAAGUUUAUCAUGCAAUGAUUUUUUUUUCAUCAUACCUAACUAGAAAUCACACAGCUAUUAUUUUUCUCUGAGAAAGGAGAUGAUUUUGAAUAUUUAAUGUCUUUUUUUUUUAAAUAAAAAUGCAACACAUUCUAA
Molecule: messenger RNA, 6328 nt
Organism: Oreochromis niloticus (Nile tilapia)
Lineage: Eukaryota; Metazoa; Chordata; Actinopteri; Cichliformes; Cichlidae
Gene: igfbp3
Product: insulin-like growth factor binding protein 3
Exons: 4
Coding region: 327-1226 (299 amino acids)
Biological process (GO): regulation of insulin-like growth factor receptor signaling pathway
Cellular component (GO): extracellular region
Molecular function (GO): fibronectin binding; insulin-like growth factor II binding; insulin-like growth factor I binding
Source: RefSeq, a predicted model, not a curated record